Paramecium tetraurelia is the source of this 2194-nucleotide messenger RNA. RefSeq lists its product as uncharacterized. The transcript is spliced from 4 exons. Gene Ontology annotation, molecular function: UFM1 ligase activity. Gene Ontology annotation, biological process: regulation of proteasomal ubiquitin-dependent protein catabolic process; protein K69-linked ufmylation; response to endoplasmic reticulum stress. Gene Ontology annotation, cellular component: endoplasmic reticulum membrane. NCBI's taxonomy places the organism in Eukaryota, Ciliophora, Oligohymenophorea, Peniculida, Parameciidae. The record is from RefSeq and is a predicted model, not a curated record.
AUGGAGGAAUUAUUCGCUCUUUAAUAACAAUUGGCAGAGAUAUAGGAAACAUCAACAAAGUAUAGAUUAUCUGAUAGAAUCAUAAUUGAUUUGAUUGAGAAACUAGUUAAAGAAUAUGAUUUGAAGGUUUAUCAUUCUACAGAUGGUCAAAGUUUGGUUACUCCAAAUUAGUUGUCAAAAGAGAUUCAUCAACUAAUUUUAUCAAACAAGAGAGUGGCUGUGAACCAAUUGCCUGAAAUAUUGGGUAUAGGGUUUGACAAGAUCGAAGGAUAAAUAGAAAAGGAUAGCAAUGGUUGGGAUGUUGUCAGAAUGCAGGAUGAAAUGAUGUCUCACGAUUAUAUUCUAAAUGUUUGCGAGGAGAUCAACGAAGAUCUCUAGUAAAAGUCAAUUAUUUCAUUAUAAGAAAUCAUGCAGAAGUAUGCACUCCCUAUGUAGUUUGUAACAAAGUAUAUCCUUAAACAAGUAGGGGCAGUCAUAUAAGGAGUAUGCAAUGAAGACAAAUUAACAACAGUGACUUAUCAAGAGAUAAUGACAGCAAAACUUUGCGGAAUUUUAAGAGCAACUCUGAGUCCUGUGUCAUUCUUAAAAUUGAAUAAAGAUUUAGAAAUUCAAAACUCCUAAAAGAUUUGUGAAUAAUUGUUGAUAACCAAAUAAAUAGAUGGGAAGAUAUUUUCAGGAUAGUAUGUGAGUUCGAGAUUUCUUCAAAAUCAAGAGGCUCAAGUGAAAUCGUUCUUUGAUCAAAACUCUUAUGUUGAAUAUGACAAACUUCAUUAACAGUUCUUCAUCUAAAAACCAAAGGAAUAUUUGAAGUAGAUGUUCAAAGAUAAUGUGAUAUUCUUGGAUACUUGUGGAUUUAGCAGAGAUGCUCUUCUUUCAAAAUAGGAUUAAAUCUAAGAGUUACUGUUGAAUGAAGGCCACACAAAUCUGUAGGAGAUAUUGCCAGUCAUUUUAAGUGAUUAAGAUAUUGAGACUCUCUUCUCAUUGAUGUAAUUGAAUAAUUGCGAGUAUGCCAAUUUUAUGAUAUAUCAUAAACCAUUUCUAGACAAUUUGGCAUUGGCAUUCAAGGACAAAAUAAUUGAAUCAAUAUAUUAGAAUCCUCAGAAACUUAUUGAAUAGCAGCAAAACCAAGAUGAUACUCCUCAAGAUAUAUAGGCUUCAGCAGGAGGGUUUGCAAGCAAGAAAAACAAAAAAUAAUAAUAGCCACAAAAAAAGAAGUAGUAAAAUAAACAGGAAUUAUUUACUAAUAAAGAAAUCACUGAUUUACUCACUUAAAAGAAAUUAGUUGAGUAUAAUGAUUGCAUUGAUGAAUUAUUCUAGUUCUUAUAGCCAAGAUUGUCUGUCUUAUAUGAGCAAAUUAAGAUUGAACUAUUUGAAAGCAAGAAAUCUGCAUCCAGUUAGGUAAUUUAGGAGAUUCAAAAAAAGAUUGAAGAUAUGGCUCUUGGUCUUCUGAUUACUUAGAGAUCAUUAUAGAAAAUAUAAUAAGAAUGCCAUGAAGUAAAUACAAAAGUAUUAGUGGAUAAUUGUUUAUUUGGUUAUAGAUUGCUUGUUGAGAACCUAGUUGUAAUCACAUGUAAAAAGUACAAUAUUCAACUUCCAUAAAACCUAUUUGCUGAUCCUAAUCAUCCAAGUGUUGUGAAUGGUUAGAUUAAUUUUGGAUUAUCAAAGUCUGGAAGAGUAUUUUUAAACAAAGUGGCUUUGGGAGAAGCAAUUCUAUUUUUACCAAAGGAGUAACAGAAAGCUUUGAAAGAAACAAUGGAAUUAUACACAAAGAAGUCUUUAAAUGUAUUAUCGCAACAUUAAUUUUUUGAUGCUUUCAAUUUAAAGGUGCAUUUGGAUAAAAAAAAUGAUAGAAAUCUGCUUUUGUUUAUUAAACACCAUUGCAAGGAAUACAUUAAAUAAAGAUAGAAUGAAAUUUUCGAUGAGAGUGUAUUUAAUUAAAUAAUUCUGGCAAUGUCAACAGACUUAGGGUUGUAUUUUAUAGGAAAUUAUGACUAACAUGUUUAUUCUGCUAUCAAAUAGAUUGUUUAUGAGUUGUAGAGUGACAAAUAGAUUAACAGCUUAUUAAACAAUAUCACACAUUCAAUAAAUCAAUAAUUGGAAAUUACAGCCGAAGCUAAGGAAUUAUUAGAACUACUAAAGCUCUUAUGAUAGAAGUUUAAAUUAUAUAAAUAUCUAAGAAUACAUAUACAUAUAA